ACACUCAGAUUAUUACUAUUUUGACAAAUAUGCCUUACACACUUGUUACAAUUUUUAUUGUUAACUUGUAUCAUUAAAAUAUUUUCAUUGCAUUUUUCAUUAGAUAUAUCAAAAGAUUAUGAACGAAGUGAUUAAACAAAAGAAGACUGGAACAAGUGGGGUACAAUGGCGUAUUUUGGUAGUUGAUCAACUGGCCAUGAGGAUGGUAUCAGCGUGCUGUAAAAUGCACGAUAUCAGUGCUCAAGGCAUCACCUUGGUAGAAGAUAUCAACAAAAAACGGGAACCGUUACCUACCAUGGAGGCGAUCUACUUGAUCACACCAUGCAAUUCGUCUGUCCAAAAGUUGAUCGAAGACUUCAGCAAUCCUACUAGAACUAUUUACAAAGUAGCACAUGUUUAUUUCACGGAAGUGUGUCCGGAGGAGCUGUUCAAUGAACUCUGCAAGUCUCUCGCCGCUAAAAAGAUCAAAACCCUGAAAGAGAUCAACAUCGCUUUCCUGCCUUACGAGUCGCAGGUUUUCUCUUUGGACUCGCGUGAAACGUUCGCUUGUUUUUAUAACGCUUCCUUCUCCAACUUGAGAACAGCCAAUAUGGAAAGAAUAGCUGAACAGAUCGCGACGCUUUGUGCUACUCUCGGAGAAUAUCCAUCAGUUAGAUAUCGAAGCGAUUUCGAUCGAAAUGUUGAGCUGGCACAUAUGGUUCAACAGAAAUUGGAUGCUUACAAAGCGGAUGAACCGACGAUGGGCGAAGGACCUGAGAAAGCACGCUCCCAAUUGCUUAUCCUAGAUAGAGGAUUUGACUGUGUCUCUCCACUGUUGCAUGAAUUAACGCUGCAAGCUAUGGCGUACGAUUUGUUAGAUAUUGAUAAUGAUGUCUACAGAUUCGAAGCUUCAGCGGGGGUACAAAAGGAAGUAUUAUUGGAUGAAAAUGACGAUUUAUGGGUAGAGCUUAGACAUCAACAUAUUGCUGUAGUUUCACAGAAUGUUACUAAAAAUUUAAAGAAAUUCACAGAAUCAAAAAGAAUGCCACAAGGAGACAAACAGAGCAUGAGAGACCUUUCGCAAAUGAUCAAAAGAAUGCCACAGUACCAAAAGGAAUUGAGCAAAUAUGCAACACACUUGCAAUUAGCAGAAGAUUGUAUGAAACGUUAUCAAGGGAAUGUAGAUAAACUGUGCAAAGUGGAACAAGAUUUAGCAAUGGGUACAGACGCCGAGGGAGAACGUAUUAAAGAUCAAAUGAAAAAUAUUACCCCGAUUUUACUUGACCAAACAGUACAUCAUUUAGACAAAUUACGAAUUAUUGCGCUGUAUGUUAUUAGUAAAAAUGGUAUUUCCGAAGAGAAUCUGAACCGCCUAGUUCAUCAUGCCCAAAUAUCUGCUGACGAUAAACAAACUAUAGUAAACAUGGCAAAUCUUGGUAUCAAUAUAGUCGUAGACGGUGGAAACCGCAGAAAAUUGUAUACCGUACAACGUAAAGAAAGAAUUACAGAACAUACUUAUCAAAUGAGUCGUUGGACUCCAGUUAUGAAGGACAUUAUGGAAGAUGCUAUUGAAGAUAAACUUGAUUCUAAACAUUUCCCUUUUUUGGCUGGACGAGCAGCAAGCUCGGGAUAUCAUGCUCCAACUAGCGCAAGAUACGGACAUUGGCACAAAGACAAAGGUUCGCAAACCAUUAAGAACGUACCACGACUAAUCGUUUUCGUUGUUGGUGGUGUUUGUUUCUCUGAAAUACGAUGCGGUUACGAAGUUACAAAUGCUUUAAAAAAUUGGGAAGUGAUUAUUGGAUCAUCGCAUAUAAUCACACCAAAAUCCUUCUUAGAUGACCUGAGUAAACUUCACGUAUAAAGAAACUUUUAUGUUGUAAACAAAAUAAAGACAUGUUCCCGCAUUCCUAAUAUGCCAUUAGCUUCGGUUCCGUCAAUAAUAAAAGCCACGAAAUAUUCAUGGAUGAUCUCGAAUUACGAUUAAAGUAUAAGAUAAGGAACAUACAGUCAAUUGUUUAAGUCGAGUAGUUAGUUAACGACUAAUUAAAAACAUUGAAGAAUACGAAGAAUGGCAUGCCAUAUAUAUCAUAUGGCCAGAAUGUAGAUGGCGGCAGGAGGAAAAUAUAUCCGGUGUUAAGUGCCUGCACGUGGCCUGCACGAAUAAAAAAAUUAAUAUAGAAUGAUUAAAUCUGUUGGCAAUAUCGAUGCUAAUCGUACGGAGAUGCUUAAUGGUAAUUUAGGCUCGCGAUUGUCUUGCUCGGAUAUCGUAUGUUAUUCCAUGUCAUAUUGUCCCUUUGUUGAUAAUACACGUUUAGCAGAGAAAUUUGAUGUAUUGUAAUGGAGAAUCGUGAUAUUCGUGUUCAAGUUUCUCGUUAUUAGUAUCUUUUUUAUCUCGCGCUUCAAAAGUUGUUCAUUGUUACAUUAUGAUAAAGAAGACAUAGCCAAUUUUGUUUACAAAGUCAGUAUUUCUUCUUCAAUUCAUAUGAGAAUUGAGUAUAUUAUAUACUUUAGUCAUAUUGAUUUCAGUAAAAUAUAAUUUAAUGAAACUAAACGAUGGCAUUGAUAUUUAUUUUAUAAGUGGUUAAAGUUAUUAAAAUAUCUUUAAAGAUACAAAUGUUUAUUAAAAUAUCUUUAAAGAUACAAAUGUUUAAGUAUCUUGCUGUACAAUAAAGCGGUAGAUAUACAUUUAGUUAUUUAUUAUACUUUUGUUGUAUUAUCGAUUUAUUGCUAAACAAGUGCAUUUCAAUGGCAUGUAUAUAUAUAUAUAUAUAUAUAUAUAUAUAUAUAUAUAUAUAUAUAUAUAUGUGUGUGUGUGUGUGUGUGUAUUAAAUUAUACAUAGUACAAAUGCGGCUAUUAGUUUAUCUUAAAGCGUGCAUUUAUUUCAAUUUAAAAACUGUCCAACUAUAAAAGACUUCUAGCUGUUUCAUUCGUAAAGUAAAAGUUUUACUAUAUCGUUAAGUAUAUACAUGUUGAAACUUCUGCUGCAUAUACAAAGCAAUUGUAUAUCACUUUCGAUUGGUGGAAGUUAGUUAGUCUGUUAACGAUCAUAAUGAUUAUCGAUGUGCGUUAUUAUUGCGAUUACUUAGCGGUGAGAUUACUACAAAAUUUACGGUACUGAUUAUUAUAUAAUAUAAUAUAUAUAUGUGUAUAUAUAUAUAAUAUAUACAUAUACCUAUGUGUAUGUAGAUUGUAGUCUAAACAAAAUGUUCUGCUUAUAAAGGCCUACAUUUCGAUCCAA
Messenger RNA from Bombus pascuorum, 3221 nucleotides. RefSeq names its product protein ROP (gene Rop). Gene Ontology annotation, biological process: vesicle-mediated transport; neurotransmitter secretion; intracellular protein transport. Gene Ontology annotation, cellular component: secretory granule; plasma membrane. Bases 119 to 1843 code for a protein of 574 amino acids. The record is from RefSeq and is a predicted model, not a curated record. The transcript is spliced from 11 exons. Lineage: Eukaryota; Metazoa; Arthropoda; Insecta; Hymenoptera; Apidae. Gene Ontology annotation, molecular function: syntaxin binding.